GAAUCACAAAAAAGCUUUGGUUUUCCUGUGAUAGCGUAAGCUUACUAUGUAUUAUUCAGAUAGACAAAUCAACGUGCCGGGUAUUUGAUAUGUGAAACAUCUGAAAAUUUCCCCUCUAAAAAUUACGAGAAAAUCCAUGAGUGAUAGAUAUAUAGACCCAUAGAUUGUUAUAAAAAGGAAAUCAGUGCUCGAAAUCUUCUUUAAAAUAUUGAUAAUUGUGUGUGAUCAAACAUUCCCAGUAGAAUCUUCAAAUUCAUUUACCGCAGAUAGUAUAAGAAUAGCAUACUAGAGAUAGGUCAACUGCUAUAAUGAUGUAUAAAAUUAUUCAAACAGUUUUUAGCAUUUUUUUCUUUCUCUCAAUAAAUGGAAUAAUAAUUCAUACACAAGCUGCAGCGGAUUUGGACGUAGUUGACACCAGAUGCAAGAAGCAGGUUAUCACAAGGACCUAUGAUUACGAGGAGUUUUUCAAAUUUUCUAAUGAAAAUUAUAAAAACGGCACUCUGCAUUUGACGUUCAGAGUGUUGGCUGCAAGUAAUGCACACAUCGUCUUCACUAAUAAGCCUUUCACCUCGUUGGAUCAAGACAAUGUGAAAGGCUAUGAAAUUGUUUUGGGAGCUGGUGGAAAUACAUACUGCGAAAUACGUCGCUUUAAUAAUUCUUUGGACAACUAUACUGAAAUUACUUCACUUGAUAUUGACGGUCUACUGUCGCUUAGUGAAGUGCGAGAAUUUACGAUAUCAAUUUCACAAAAUAGGGCAAUUUACAUACGAAAAAAUAAUGACACUAUUCCUUUUAUUUUCAAAAAAGAUCCGGACCCAAUAAUGGACUUGGGUUAUUUUGGAUUUUCAACUUGGUAUUCUGUGGAUGGUGUAUGGAACUUUGAUUGUCACGGUGAUGGUUCAACCACUUAUGAUCCAUCAUUUUCGUUGACUGAAUCACUCAGGAAUAAGCUGUUGAUGAGCUAUGAUCGUUUUAGCAUACCAUUCAAUAUCAGUGAUGAUUGGACACCAAUCAAUAUUAGUUUCAAUCCUUAUCAUGCAAAACUGGAUCCAAAACAUGGACAAAUAACUUUGGUUGGAAAAUUCAUGUUGGCUUGGGUAGAUGAAAAAUUGAAAUGGGAUCCAGCCAGCUACGGUAAUAUAACUUCAUUGCAGCUCAUGCAUGGAGAGAUUUGGAGCCCAGAGCUGGUCCUUUACAAUGCUGUUGGCCAUGGGGUUAAUCGAAUGAUUGGACCUAGUGGAAUAGUAGUUUCCAAUAUGGGCAAAGUAUACUGGAACCCGAAUUCUAGGCUCCACGCCCAAUGCCCAUUGAAACACGAUUCAUCGUUAAAGGAGAAUCAUAAAUGUGAAAUACAACUAGGACUGUGGGCGACUCAAAACAUUUUCAGAUUUGUUUGGAUCAAUGACACCUCACAGGGAAAUAUGCCUAUUCAGCCCUCUCAACAGCCGUGGUUGAUGGAAGACAACUUAAAUGUAACUUCCAAGUGUUCUGGAACUCGAUGUCAUGAUGACAAAGGGAACAAUGAUUUUAUCAUUAAUGGCAGGAUAAACAGCAACACACUACUAGUUCUAGCAAUUACAGUGAAGGCCAACGAUGAUAGUUUAUAUUUAUCAAUCGUUAAAUUUCCUGUGAUCGUUCUAACUAUCCUAUUUCUAUCGAGUUGUUGGAUGUCAUCUUGGAAUGAAUUCAGGAGUUGCUUAAUGCUCUCAGCUGCUCUUCUGAUGACUGCAUUCUACAGAAUGAUAACUGUUCUACACUCAAGAGACUAUCACAUUCUUGAUAUAACUUACGGGGUUUUUGCAUCAUGGAUCACACUUGGUACAGGAGCAUUAAUAUUUGCAAAUUAUCUGAAAUCAUGUAGUGGAAGUCGUAAGCCCAACACAUUGGUGCUUAACUUUGUAGAGUUCAAACUUGUUCAAAAAAUGCUUACUCUGCCUGAGGAUACUUCUGAGAGCUAUGAACUGAACAAAUUAACUGGAGAGGAAUAUUUCGGUGAGCAUGGAGAAGACACUUAUGCACGGCAAUGGGAAUCAAUUUCCAUAUUGAUUAGAAGACUUACAUUUUAUGCUUCAUUAGUCUGUGUUAUUUGGUAUUGGCAGUACAAGUUCUAAUAAAUCCAAGAAAAAGUUUUCCAAUCCUUCACAGCUCAUUAGAAUAAAAUUAUAUUCCCAAAACCACACAGAUCUAUUCAAAACAUGUCGUGAUUUAUUUUGAAACUAUUCAUAUUCGGUUUUUAAUUAUAUUAUCAAAUUUUUCAUUGAAA
Molecule: messenger RNA, 2263 nt
Organism: Nilaparvata lugens (brown planthopper)
Lineage: Eukaryota; Metazoa; Arthropoda; Insecta; Hemiptera; Delphacidae
Exons: 11
Coding region: 309-2111 (600 amino acids)
Biological process (GO): monoatomic ion transport
Cellular component (GO): membrane
Molecular function (GO): extracellular ligand-gated monoatomic ion channel activity
Source: RefSeq, a predicted model, not a curated record